Molecule: messenger RNA, 2163 nt
Organism: Adineta ricciae
Lineage: Eukaryota; Metazoa; Rotifera; Eurotatoria; Adinetida; Adinetidae
Source: the annotation of a GenBank genome assembly
AUGAUUUCUAUUGUUCUUGGUUUCUUCUUUCAAUUAUAUCUACUCACUCAAGGUAAGACAAAAGCAUGUGUUCUUCGAGAUGGUCACUCUCAUGACAAUUUAGGAACAUCACCAUUUCUUCAACAAUUGCAAAAUGUAACGAUUAUACAUAAACCUAAUUCGUAUAUUUAUCAUCUCUGUCAAAUAUCUCAUCCAAUUCAUGCAAAGCGUAUCCGUUGGCAUUAUGAAUCUCUCGAUCAUACCAAUCAGGACAUAUUAACACAUUGUAAACAUUUGAUAAACAGCUCGGAUUGUUUUGAUUUUUAUUAUGGAUCCUCGUUAAGUCUCUUGAUUGUUAAAGAGUCUAGUCUAUUCAACGGAAAAUACACAUGUCAUAUCCAUGUCAAUUCUACGUAUGAAAUCAAUUCAACUGCGUGGGUCAAUGUGAAAUUACCAUCCUCGAAUGUCAACGAAGACGAAGAAUCAACAGCGAUCUUUAACGAAAAUUAUGCUAUACAAUUAGCUAAAGAUUACGAUGUACCAUUUAUAAUCGAUGACAACGAAGUGACAUCAUUUGGAAAACGUAUACAAAUCAAUGGUAUAUUUCAUACGACAUGUCGAUCGAUUGAAAGUUCGCAUCCGAUAAGUUUUCUCUGGUUACAAUUGAAGCAUACAUCGAAAGGAAUCAAAACGAUUCGACUACUACACGAUGAUGGACAUCGAGUUCGAAUUCAAAAUGCCAAUUCUUCAAGUUCACUAUCGAUAUAUUCCGUGGGUUUUUUCGAUCAAAGUGAUUAUGUUUGUAUCGCUUUCAACACUCUUGGCCGAUCGUAUUCGAGUAAACGUUCAUUGAUUGUUUCCGAACGCAUGGUUUUACCACGUAUACAUGAUAAUCUUGUGAAUAACACUAACUUUCACGUUCAACAUUAUGAGAAAAUAUCAUUGAAUUGUACUGCGGAUGGUCAUCCGUCUCCUGAAGUCGUUUGGACUCGAGUUUCCGAUUCUCUUCCUUUGGUGCAGGGACAUUUACUUGCCAGUUUGCAGGUUGCUAGUGAAACGCAUGGAUUGAAUCAGUAUAUGUGUGAAGCGAAAAAUAAGCAUGGUUUGACACGAAUCUUCAUUAAUGUUAUCGUUCCAGAUGUGCACAUUCAGCCAGUACUGAAUUAUGAUCAGUUGCAAAGUCGAAGCGUUCUUCUCGAUUGGUAUGUGCCGAAUGAACGCGAUGAUCGUUUCAAUCAUUAUAUUGUCUACUAUCGUGCUUUGAAUCAUUUUGAUAUCGAUAUUGAUGAACAUGACGAGCUGAUUGAUAUACAAAAUUAUCAACAAAUAUUCAUUGAUCCAAGUCAAACAUACUACAACCUUACCUAUCGAGUGACCAAUCUGAUACCAUACACGAACUAUGAAUUUCGAUUGAAAGCUUUCACAGGCGCUGUACCAUCGAACUAUUCCAAUCCAGUUUUUAUUAAAACUCGCGAAAGUCUUCCAGAAAAAGUCGACAAAUUGCAUGGUUAUAUUUGGAAUCACACAUCUGUAGUCGUUCAUUGGUCGCCGACAAGUUCAACAAACGGUCCUGACUUUUAUUACGUUCUCUAUUAUACAAUCAAUACGUCUAUUCCUUUUGAACAAUGGUCAACUAUUCGUAUUCACUCGCGUCCAUUCUAUAUUCUUCCAAUAUCAAUACCUGCGAAUGUUCAGUUGUUCAUUCGUGUGGCCAGUGUUAAUGCGAAAGGCUCGACCCUAAGUGAUUUCCAUAUGAUUAAUCAUAGUUUAUUGAAUUCACAUCUGAUCUCAAGUACAAUCGAUAAUUUUCAAUGUAUCUCGGACGAACCUAAUCAAUCGAUAUCAUUGAAAUGGUCUAUCGAUUAUCGAUCUCAUAGAUUGAUUAAAAACUACAUUGUCUACUAUUCUGAUUUGACACAAUCCAAUGACGAUUGUCUUCGCACACAUCUUAUUCCAAUCGAUACCAUUAAAAUUGUUCGACAUUUAUCCAAGGAUUUCUUCGAAUACAAAUUCAACACGUCUCUACUCAAACUCAACUACAAUAAAUAUCAUAUCUUACGCUUUGAUUUAGCUAUUAUUGAUCAAAAUGAAAAUCAAUUAGCAAUGACGUCCUCGUCGAUUUAUUCGACUUUUCCAAGAAAAUCUGGUAAGCAGAGCACAAGAGUUCUCUUUCUGAUCGAUUGA